AUGGUUCGGCCAGAGGGGGAGAGGCAGUCGACCUCUCAUGAGGCUACAAGAGAGCAACUCGACUCGCAGGAUGGGAAAACUGGAAAAGAAAGAAAUCAGCUCAAGGACAGCCUCACCGCCCACUUCACACCAGCACACAGCCGACGUCGACCGAGGCCUAGUGAAGCUGACAAAACGGAGCCGUUGAGUAUCGUCAUCACUGAGGAUUCGAAAGGGGCAAGCAAAAGUUCAGAUGAUCAACAUUCUUCGCCAUCCAGAAGGCCCACCGCAACAGAUAAAUUAAAAGACGCGCUUUCGCCGAAUUUUAUUACGUCAUCAGAGAAGAGACGUUGUGUGCAACCCGGCGAGUUUAGCCGUCUUCUACAUGGACGAUCGCCUUCAAAUAAGCCGUCAACUAGCAUGAUCAGUCCCGGAUCUCACUCAGUUGUCAGUGACUCAUCUUUCGCUUCAGAAAUUAUAGAAGCUGCCACAGAGGCGGGAAGUGAGCGGGCGUCGUCGUUAAUUGAGACUGUUCGCGGACCGUCACCUUCAAAACAUUUGACUGGCACUCAAAAUGAAACGAGCGAAACACCGAUUCUAAAAAAUCCUAGAAAACAACGAUCCGCCGACUCGAGCGGUGUCGAUUCGGCACAAAAAGUUCGAUCACCAGGCCGCAGAAAAGGGCGAUCGUCGACAAAAGAAGCUGAAUGGCAGUCAAUGGGUGUUGGCUUACGCGUCACACAGAACAGUGCUUCAGCAGCCUUGUUUGGAGGACCGUCGAUUAGUACCUCAAAAAAUAAAGAUGAGGGCGACGGUGAAACAUCAGCGCCGCCAUCGGGUAAACGUACACGAACGCCCAAGUUGAUGCAUUCACCCGAAGCUCAAGUCAGACGACGUCGAUCAGUGGUGCUUGCAGCGAGUAGCUCAAGUGGAGAUGAUGGAACCACAACGCCGACUCCUUCAACUGCACCGAAAUCAGGGAAUAGUCACGCAUCGAGGAAAGGACGAUCAAAGAGAGGCAUGGAUAAAAAUGAAAGUUUCUCGAAAAGUGAAGAAAAAGAAGAAGUGGAUGAUUUGGAUGAAACCUAUGAAAUCGAUCCGGAAAACGAGGCACUCUUCGCGAAGAUCACGAGGCAAAAUCAAGAGGAGAUCGAUGCGGCGAUGAAAGAAAUGCAAAUGGAGAUGAAGAGUCCGAAAGACGCGCCGCGAAUACCGAAAGCGAUUCGAAUCGGUCGUUACGAGGUGGAAACCUGGUACAGUUCACCGUAUCCAUCCGAAUACGCACAUGUGCCUGUGUUGUUCAUUUGCGAAUUUUGCAUGAAAUACCUUCGUUCAAAGGAUUUACUCUCUCAACACGCGCUCAAAUGCUCUCUUCGACAUCCACCAGGAAGGGAAAUCUAUCGAAAGAAUAAUGUUUCUGUCUAUGAAGUGGACGGUGUCCUCUCGAAAACCUAUUGCCAAAACCUUUGCCUCUUGGCGAAACUCUUCCUCGAUCACAAAACUCUCUACUACGAUGAAAAGUAUUGCCAUCAACAGUGGAACUUGUCGUGUAUCGUGACAUUGCCUUGCUAUCAGGGACAGGGUUUCGGACGAUUCUUGAUCGAUUUCAGUUUUCUUUUGUCACGCAAAGAGGGAAUGAGGGGAUCUCCUGAAAAGCCGCUCUCUCAUUUGGGUCUUCUCGCGUAUGCUUCCUAUUGGCGAUCAGCGAUUCUUGAAUGGGUGAAAGCGAGGAGAAAAAAGGAUAUGACAAAGAAAUUCGAUUUUGAUGAACUUUGCCGAGAGACAGGAAUCAGAGUGCAUGAUGUUGUCAACACAAUGGAGCAUAUGGGAUGGUUUUCGAACAGUGAUGGAUCAAGUUCCGAUCAACCGCUAACGAUUAACAUCAACUGGCCAGAGAUUGAAGAACAUUGGAACAAGGAGAAGAAGAAUAAAGGAAGGAUUUGGAUUGACGAAAGCGCUUUGCAGUGGACUCCAUCAACGUACACUCCAUCUCGUCACACGAUUCGCACCCCACGCAAGUCGAUCAGUCGAAGCCCUCUGGGAAGUCCCCGACGAUCCACAUCACUCCAGAAAAUUGGUGGCACUGGUUCGACUCCAAACGGGAAAAGCAUAGCCGCCAUUGGGGCGACGAUCAAAAAAGGGCUUGGGAGAGGCUCGCGGAGACCGAAUCCAAAAAAGGAGACGAAAAAAAAAGACGAGUUCACUGAGGAGAGCACUGAAGAGGAUGAGGAGAUGAAGAAAUUGCCGAAGAAAGGCGGACGACCUUGUCAACCAACUAUAAACUUUCGACCGAGAGAUCAUUCGACAGAUGAUGAAGGCGAUAAGAGUCCCCCAAAACCUUCUGGAGCUUUAAAAUCGAACGGUACUGGAGUUGCAGCAAAGAAAACAAGAUCUGGUGAUAAACAGAUGAAGAAAGGCGGAAGUCGAGGAGGAACGGGGAGAAAGAAAGCGAAUUAUGAAGACUCGCCUGAUACCUCGAGUUCUGCAACACUUUCUAGUGACUCUGAAGAUGAGUCGUUCACCCCAGGAAAAGGCGCAAGAAAGGGAUCCUCGCAAAAAGUUGUCAAUCCAACGACAUCAACGUCAAGUCGAGGAAAAGCGCCGAGAAAACCGCCGCCGAGAAGCUAUCCGAGGAACAAGAAUCCCCCAAAAAGUCCUGGAAAGGUUUUCCCACAAAACUAUGGAACAAGGAGAGCUUCGACUUCGCCACCAAAAAGUCCGACAAGUAUCCCGGAGUGUUUGAGUGUGGCCACGAGUGUUGGAACGGAGGGAACGGUACCAAUGAGAUUAGACGGCGCACCUGGGUCGCCUGGAGGUGGUCGCUCGAUGGCCGACGUUGGCGACGAGGCUGACGAUGGAGGCUGUCCCCCCUUACCCGGUUCUUUACCACGGCCACCGCCGAAUCCACCCGAAAGCGACUCGAGGAAAGCCUCAUCUCGCGGCUCUACAAUAAACGCUGGUGUCUCUGGGUCAAGAGCUGAGUCUCGUCACUCGGCGAAGUCACCUCAGCCACCGGUGCAUGGAAUGGCGUCGACAACAGCCAGUUCCGCGGAAAGCAGCAGUGACGACAGUGAAGCCGGGCCGGUUAGUCAUGCAAUCUCUCCAUCACCCUCAUCCUCAUCAUGCAGUGAAUGGAGAGAAAGCCCGCGUCCGCUAGGCGACCUUUUCCCCACUCAACAAGGACCAAACAAUGAUAUGAUUAAUAUGGGCGGAAUACCGGAUGCUGGAGAACUGGCUGAAGCUACAGUCGAUACUAUUUCCAAUUACGAAGCUCCACCAAUACUAGCACCCGAGCAAUCGAAUGUGGUCGAGUGUGAGCCAGUCGGAGGACUUCCACCAGUCGAAACACUUCAGCUAACAUCUUCAGAAUCAAGAAACUUAAUCGGAAUGGCUCCUCAAUUCGGUCCAGAUGAGGACGAUGAUGCGCCGCCGAAUCUUUCUCCAAACUAUUCGGACAUAAAAGAGGACAUAAUUCCCGAGGCUGUUGCCGUGGAAGCCGUUGUGACUGAGAGUGCCAUGGAUCGUCCACCGAAAGCCCCAGCAAUGUUGGAUCAUCCAGUCGAAGAUGACCGGGUUGAGGAUCAUCAUAUUGAGAUGACAACGAGUGUCCCGUUGAAUCCCGUUCAAACAGCGGCCAUGCAACUCACUCCACAACAAACCCUACAGUAUCCGGGAAGCGCUGGCCCAAUGCUUGGCCAAGGCACUCCGGGCAGUGUUGGAAUGUGUGGAGGAGCGCCGGGAAGUGUCCAUCAAACAACUCCUGAAAUGCAACAAUUCAUGAGCCCUCCACAGAUGCAGUGCAUGCAACCGGGCUCCGUUGGUUCAUCCGUGCAUUCAGUGGGUCCCCAACUAAACACUUCGGGGCACGAUCUAUCGGGCAGCUAUCCAUCCGCAAACAUCGCCUCCAAUCCAGCCACUCCUCUACGACAUCAAGCGACGCCAACUCUGCAGCAACAACCACCACCCGUCCAAGCAACCACCCCAAUGUCGGCACCUCCCGCAAGCGAGUAUGUGAAUAGUAAUUUCAUUUUAGUGGGUACAAGUCCGUAUGGAAUGCCGCUACCAGGCCCAUCACCUUUAUGCAAUCUCCCGUCGCAAGGCACUCCUCCAAUUGCUCAACCGAUCGUCCCAUCACAGCCACCGCCACAAACACAAGCUACACAGCCAGUUAAACGAGAGAAAAAGAAAGCCUCAAAUCGCUCCUCGCACACCACCCAAGCGUCCACAUCCGCCGCUCCAUCAACCGCUACAUUCGCUCCACUCCCCUCUGGCUCUGGCUCUUUCAACUUCAACAAUCCUUUGAUGACUCCAAGCAUGUUCCCAUAUCCGAUGUCUGGAUAUCAACCUCAAUACGGCUUCCCGCAAUUUGAUCCAACUUUCGCGAAUCACUAUGGACCUUUCUAUCAGAAUCCUUAUCAUCAAAUGGGCCAAAUGGGUGGACGGGGCGCGAGUGCUGCUCAAAUGAUGAACUUUGGACAAUACGGAGCCUAUGGGCAUUCGUCGAUGAACACUGGACGGGGAACGGGCACAGCGAGAGCGAUAAACAAUCAACAAGCGGCCGGCUCCUCUCAAAUGUGGCCACAGGGUGGUGGAGGGUUUGCACCGGCUCCUCAACCACCGUCGUCUUUCCAUCCGGAUUUGAUUUGGAAUCAAAAUCCAUAUUUCAUGCCGAAUCCCCACAAUAUGGGCGGUGGCGGGGGGAGUGCAGGGGGAAGUGCCGGGAAA
This is a messenger RNA of Mesorhabditis belari, 4704 nucleotides long. NCBI's taxonomy places the organism in Eukaryota, Metazoa, Nematoda, Chromadorea, Rhabditida, Rhabditidae. The record is from the annotation of a GenBank genome assembly.